Molecule: messenger RNA, 3228 nt
Organism: Anolis carolinensis (green anole)
Lineage: Eukaryota; Metazoa; Chordata; Lepidosauria; Squamata; Anolidae
Exons: 2
Coding region: 815-2137 (440 amino acids)
Source: RefSeq, a predicted model, not a curated record
UGACGUUAAGACCAGUCGUGACCGACUCCCAGUCGUGACCGACUCCCAGUCGUGACCGACUCCCAGUCGUGACCGACUCCCAGUCGUGACCGACUCCCAGUCGUGACCGACUCUGGGGGUUGGUGCUCAUCUCCAUUUCUAAGCCGAAGAGCCAGCGUUGUCCGUAGACACCUCCAAGGUCAUGUGGCCGGCAUGACUGCAUGGAGCGCCAUUACCUUCCCGCCGGAGCGGUACCUAUUGAUCUACUCACACAUUGGCAUGUUUUCGAACUGCUAGGUUGGCAGGAGCUGGGGCUAACAGCGGGCGCUCAUUCCGCUCCCGGGAUUUGAACCUGGGACCUUUUGAUCUAUGUUAAUUUUAUCAAUAUUUGUAUGUAUGUGUUUAUCCUUUACAAUUUUAUCUUGUAAAUCGCCUAGAGCAUCUUGGAUGGAGGGCGAUUAAUAAGUAAUUAAAUGAUGAUGAUGAAGAAGUUGUUCAGCAGCUCAGCGCUUUAACGCACUGUGCCACCAGGGGCCCUGUCUUGCUUUUAAAGGAUUCCCUGAACAGCUGACCGGCUGAUAGGAACUGUGGGAGUUGAAGUCCAAAACACCUGGAGAGCCGAAGUUUGCCCAUGCCUGGUCUAAGCUUUCUUGUAAAUUCCAGACUUCAUACGCUCAGAAUGAGCGUCAACGCACCGGCAGAGCCCAUUGGGAAGGCGCCCAGGACCUUUUCUCCGCCCACAGAGAGCCCUAUUGGCUGCUUCCGGAUGACGUAUGAGGAAGUGGUCAGGAGGAGCACAUCCGCCGGAGCAAAGGAACAAUAACAUAACAAUAGCAUGGAUUCGGCUUCGGCUCCGGCGGAGCUGCCGCUGGCCUUGUCGGCGAUGCGCCACGCCACCCUCGCGGCCAGCCAGGUGAUGUUCCCGGCCAAGCGCAGGGCCGGCCCAGGCCCCCGCCGGACUCCCCUGGAGACCCCGGACCCGGUGCGGACCCUCUACCGGAGACGCCGCGGGAGCCGGGCGGCGGUGAAGCUGAUCGCGGCGGCGCAGCUGGAGACGCUGGCCACGCUGGCCAACCUCAUGACGAUCCCGCGGACGCCCCGGCGCUGGUGGGUCUACCCCAACGAGAGCGACUGGUGGGAGCGGUUCUCCCUCCACGAGGAGGACGACCGGCAGUGGGUGCACUACUUCCGGCUCCCCCGCGACACCUUCCAGAAGGUGGUGGCCGCGCUGGCCCCCGAGGUGGCCAAAGGCGACACCCAGAUGAGGAGGGCCAUCCCGGUGCAGAAGAGGGUGGCCAUCGGCCUCUGGAUGCUGGCCAACCAGUGCUCCUACCGCAAGACCGCCCAGCACUUCGGCGUGGGCAGGGCCACCGUGGGGAACAUCUUCCUCACCGUCGUCCUGGCCAUGGAGAUGAUCCUCUUGCCGCGGAUCGUCCGCCUCGGGGACGCCCUGGAGAUCAUGGAUGGAUUUGCUGAGCUGGGAUUCCCUCAGGUGGUGGGUGCUGUGGAUGGAUGCCACUGUGCGAUUGUGUCACCUGUGAGGCAAGGGGGACACUUCAGCAAUAGGAAGAAGACAUACUCUGUCCUGCUGCAGGGUGUUACAGACCACACAGGACGCUUCAUCAACAUAGAGAUCGGCCAGAGUGGGAGCAACUUGGAUGUCAAAGUGAUCCAGAACUCUGCCGUCUUUGAGAAGAUGGAGGCAGGUGUCUUUGUGCCAGGCAACCCUACCAUCACUGUGGGGGGGACACGGAUUGGGCCACUGCUGGUGUCAGACGGCGGCUACCCCAUCAGGAGGUGGAUGAUGACGCCAUAUUCAGGAGAACUGACAAAAAAACAGGUGCUCUUCAACAGGCGCCUCAGUCAUGCCAAGGCUGUGGUCGAGAUGGCAUUUGUGCAACUUAAAGGGAGAUGGCAAUGUCUCACAGCACCUCUUGAGGUGUCUGAAGAAAACGUGCCCUCAGUCAUUGCUGCUUGUGUGAUCCUGCACAAUAUCUGCGAGACCAAUGGGAGGGCGUUGGAUGACUUCACCGAGGUGCCGCAACCUGUGUUACCCAGCCAGAGAGAACCCAUGGAGGCCAAUGCGGAGCAGAAGAAAACAGAGGGGGAAGCAGUUCGAGGUGCCCUGGCAGACUGUUUCUGGGCAGAGGGAAUGUGACCCCUCACAUCUGACCAGAAAGUAUAUGGAAGAAAUUUAUUGAAGAAACAUUAAGGAGAGAAGAUGGAAAUAAACCCCCACCAGAAGAAAUGAGGUUCUGGUUGGACUAUAAAGAAAUGGACUCCGGUGAUGGGGAGCACAACGGGUAGAACACUGGGGGAAGGAAAAGACUUAAUUAAAUGAAUUGUGAAGAUUUUUCUUUUCUUUGUAACAAAAUUAAUAGUAAUGUAAUAAAUUUUUUUAAAAAAAACCCCCAAAACAUCUGACCAGAGCAUGCUCCAAAUACGGACCCUGUAAUGGCCAUCCAUGCCAGUAAAACGCAAUAUAGGGUCACUAUAAGUCAGAAAUGUCUUAAAGACACACAACAACAAUAAACAGAAAAAUCGGAGUCUCUCUUUCUUUCUUUCUUUCUUUCUUUCUUUCUUUCUUUCUUUCUUUCUUUCUUUCUUUCUUUCUUUCUCCAUGCUGACUGCUGAGAACUGCAGUCCAAAUCAGCAACUUUUCAUGGGGAUAGGACUGGGAACUAGGAAAUCAAUGGGAAUCUGUACCUUGAACUGAAAUGGGUAAGAUCUGAAGGAACAAAACAGCAAAGAUUUAAACAGGCCUCACUUCAUUCGCUUGCCCUACUCAAUUACAUCUCUAUGACUCCAAUUUAACUAUUGCGGAUGCAUCCAAUGGAAUCCAUGGACAUGCAGUGUUGUUGUGUAACUUCAAGCCAUUUCUGACUUACGUCCACUAUAUGGCAUAUUGGAAAUGAAGAAGCAUCAAUGCUUGUAUAUAGAGCAAUUAGGGACAGAAGGAACCCUGUCGUGCACACCUGCUAUCAUGUUUCCCCCUUCUUUUCCAGUAUCUUUGUAAUUCAGGGUGUUUUGCUUUUUGCCUUCCAUUUUCUUCCCAGAGGUUUUGUGUGCUUUUCACUCUUUGUUUAAGACGGACGCAUUGUGAUGCUUCUCUGCCUCAAGAUCGCUGACAUAUAGACAUGAAACUCAUCAUUAGGAUGCUUGUUCUAAAGUUAGGUAGCUUUUCUUUUUCAUAUCUAAUACUUUUAUAUGAUAUUUAUUAUCUGCAACAAUAAAAGUAAGUUUACAAGA